This is a messenger RNA of Staurois parvus, 310 nucleotides long. The record is from the annotation of a GenBank genome assembly. NCBI's taxonomy places the organism in Eukaryota, Metazoa, Chordata, Amphibia, Anura, Ranidae.
GCACUGCCCGAGGGCCCGGGGUCAAUAGGGGGGCCCCAUGAGAUGCCCCUGGUACCUUUUUCAUAGGCUUUUUUGAGUUUGGGCAAGGACACAGGGGCCCCAUGAUUCCCCAGUGCCCAAGUUUCCAAAUGGUCAGUCCGCCCCUGGUGAAGAGUACAAAGAAAAAUGCAUGGUGCCUAUAGUGAAACAUGGUGGUAGCAGUGUCCUUCUGUGGGGCUGCAUGGGUGCUGCUGUUAUCGGGGAGCUGCAUUUCAUUGAUGGUAUCAUGAAUUCACAGAUGUACUGCUCUAUAUUGAAAGAGAACAUGCUA